AUGGGUCUCAUUGACAAGAUUGAAAAUAAACUGAGUGGUUCUCACAAGGAAGAGCCCUCGGCGAACACUUCCAACACCAACACCAAGCAUUCUGGGGAGUAUGGCUCUGGAUAUGGACAAGACAUGGGACGGACUUCGAACGUGACGGAUUCAAGCACGAGGUCUUCGAGCAAUCCCCUGCAGCAUCCUAUCGGUUCCGCUUCAGGUGGAAGUGGCAUCACAGGCGGCACGAUGAAAGAUGGGGUUCCUUAUGCAAGUGGUGGACAUGAAGGUGGACAUGGGUACGGACACGGCACGGGCAGCAGCAAUAUCGCCUCCACCACCGACCAACUGCGCGAUACACACCUCGGUGGCUCCAGUCAAUACGAACACAAUGUACCCCGCCAGCCUUAUGACCCGUACAGUGCCAAAGGCCAACAGAUUGCCGCAAACGCCGCCGAUACGAGGUUUGCAGGCGCUGAUACUAGGAAUGCUGGCACUGGGCCUGGUGUUGGUUAUGGUGCUUCCCAGAACCGCGCGCAGGCAGGCGAUCUGGGUAGCCGAGCGGCUUAUUCGGGCUUCGACAGUCAGAAUGCUACUGAUGAUGUCCAGCGUUCACCACACGGAGGCGUGACGAAUCAGGUUGCCGGUUUGAAGACGGGACCACAUAGUCAAUUGGAAAACCGGGAAGCAGUCCCGACUGCUGGGGGACAGAAAUUGGGAGCCGGUGAGGGACACCACUAUGGAACAGAUGCCGGCGUAGCUGGUGCCGGCGGUCUCGGUGCGUAUGAAGCAGCAAAAUAUCAAAGCCAUGGAGGGCCUGCUUCGAAGACGGUUGGUCCGCAUGAGAGUAAUGUGGCGAACAUCAUGGAUCCGCGCGUACAGCCCGAUCGGGAGAAUUUGCAGCACAUGGAUGGUAAAGAAUAUGGCGGCGGCAGUCCUUCGCAUCAGACCACUACGACGACACAGCACCAUCCGACGACCACCACGAGCACGACUACCGGCGCUCCGUAUGGGCAGAAUUUCUCGUACAAGAACAGAGGCACGACCGAGCAGGAUCCGAAAGAUCAUCACUAUGGUCGUGAUGCUGCUCUGGCUGGUGGAGCGGGUGCUGGUGUUUUGGGAGCGGGGGCUGCUGCGCAUCACCAUCAGGGUACAGGACAGCAUGGCGCUGAACACGGGACUUUGAAGAGGAACACUCAACCUUCUACUGCUACUGGUGGUGGUGUGGGUGCGACUCCCUUCAAUGCUGGAGGUCCGGCGAACCAACCAACCUCGGGCGCUGCUCGAGCGAAAGGAAUGGGUGGAGCAUAUGAAGCAGGAUACGAGGCAGGCUACCGCGAUGCUCUCGAAGCUGUACGAUCUGGUCAGACUCAUUAG
Messenger RNA from Lecanosticta acicola, 1359 nucleotides. NCBI's taxonomy places the organism in Eukaryota, Fungi, Ascomycota, Dothideomycetes, Mycosphaerellales, Mycosphaerellaceae. The record is from the annotation of a GenBank genome assembly.